UAUUUUCCUCUGUGUGUAUUUUUCCCCUUGAAGAGCUGUUUCGUGCGACCUCUCUCUCUCUCUCUCUCUCUCCUCUAUUUAUCUUUUCUUUCUUUCUUUCUUUCUAUCUUUCUUCCGUCGUCUUUUUUGUUUUUCUGUAGAAUAUCUCUUGGAGCUGCCAAAAUACAAUCGAAUAACCUCUCGCUUUGCUCUUUCUUCCACCACCUCAGUUGACGGAGAGAGAAGAGAGCUUUGACGGAAAAAUAAAAUCAUAAGUGGGGGAAUGGCAGAGACUGUUCCUGAAGUUUCUGGAGUGAGCUCAAAUGGACAUCACAGUGUAUCAGGAGGAGAAGCACUCUCCUUGUGGAGGUCUUCUGGUCAAGUGGAGAAUGGGACCCCAUCAACAUCUCCCUCUUACUGGGACACCGAUGAUGAUGAAGAAGAUUACGGCCUUAAACCCUCUCAAUUAUUUGGGAAACAUACUUGGAAGAUAGCUAAAUUCUCAGAAAUCAACAAAAGGGAGCUCCGUAGCAGUGUUUUUGAUGCUGGCGGCUACAAAUGGUAUAUUUUAAUUUAUCCACAAGGAUGUGAUGUUUGCAAUCAUCUUUCCUUGUUCCUCUGUGUUGCAAACCAUGAGAAACUUCUUCCAGGCUGGAGUCAUUUCGCUCAGUUCACUAUAGCUGUGGUGAAUAAAGAUUCAAAGAAAUCCAAGUUUUCAGAUACGCUGCACCGGUUUUGGAAGAAAGAGCAUGAUUGGGGAUGGAAAAAGUUUAUGGAGUUGCCUAAGUUACAUGAAGGGUUCAUAGAUGAUUCUGACUCUCUUACGAUUGAGGCUCAAGUUCAGGUGAUCAGGGAGAGGGUGGACCGACCUUUUCGCUGCCUUCAUUGCGGUUAUAGGAGAGAGCUGGUUAGGGUGUAUUUUAAUAAUGUUGAGCAACAUUGCCGACGUUUUGUGGAAGAGAAAAGAAGCAAGCUUGGGAGGUUGAUAGAGGACAAGGCAAGAUGGACGAGCUUCGGUGUUUUCUGGUUAGGGAUGGACCAGAACUGUAGGCGUCGGAUGUCUAGAGAGAAAAUGGACGUUAUACUAAAAGGAGUUGUAAAACACUUUUUCAUAGAAAAGGAAGUUACAUCCACUUUGGUGAUGGAUUCCUUGUAUAGUGGGUUGAAGGCUCUUCAAGGCCAAGCUAAGAACAAGAAAGCUAGGCCAAGUUUGUUAGAUGCCAAAGAAUUGCCAGCUCCGAUUGUUAGUGUGGACAAAGAUAUGUUCGUAUUAGUUGAUGAUGUGCUGUUGCUCCUAGAGAGAGCUGCUCUAGAACCAUUGCCUACACAUGAGGAUAAAAGUCCCCAAAACCGUACAAAGGAUGCCAAUGAUGGAGAAGAGGUCAACAAUGAAGUCGUUGAGCGUGAUGAGAGACGUUUAACUGAGUUGGGUAGACGAACCGUGGAGAUAUAUGUUCUUACCCAUAUCUUCAGCAGCAAAAUCGAGGUUGCAUAUCAAGAAGCUAUUGCGCUAAAAAGGCAGGAAGAACUGAUUCGCGAGGAAGAGGAAGCGUGGUUGGCAGAAACCGAACAGAGGGCCAAAAGAGGAGCAGCAGAGAGGGAGAAGAAAUCUAAAAAGAAACAAGCGAAACAGAAACGGAACAAAAAUAAAGGGAAGGACAAAAGGAAGGAAGAAAAGGUGACUGUUGCAACACAUGAAAAGGAUCUAAAAGAGAACCAACAUGAUGAGGAAGAAAAGGAUUCUGUGACAGAGAGAGCACAAUCCUCAGCUGAAAAGACUGAUAUUCUAGGAGAUGUGUCAGACGACGUAUCUGAUUCUGUGGAUGGUUCGGUCGACAUUCUUCACCCUGAUUUAGAAGAUGGGGACAGUAGCUCGGUCCAUUGGGAAACCGACACCUUGGAAACUUAUCCUCCUCCAUCAGGAGGGAGUGACAUUUCCAUAUCCACACCCAAUGGAAUUGGAGAAAGAAAGAAUCAGUCCACAGUGGAUGAUAGUUCCUCAACUUGUUCUAAUGAUUCUAUCCGGUCAGGGGUUAACAAUGGGUCGUACAAAGGGAAUGCCUUGAAUUUCAGAAACCAGAAGUCACCAAACAAAGGAACGAACCACCAAGUAAAAAUGAUAUCUGAUACCCGGAGCUUAGCGAGUGAAACAGAUAAUCAACCUUCAACACUUGGAACAGAAUCAAAGAGUCAGAGUUCUCCGUCCGAAUCCGAUUGGGUUGUUGUCUCCCGCAUCCAGGAGCCAGAGAGCUCUCGGAAUCGUAGUCCCGUUGGGAAGGAACGCAACGUUGCUCAAAUCAUUGUGAACUCGGUUGACAUGGAUCGACUUAAAGUGAAAAGCGCUGCUGUGCUUUCUUCUCCCAGAAGUGCUGCCAAGAAUCCUUCACCAUUAACUCAGACAAAGCCGGAGAAAAAGAGCGUUGACGCUGUUCCAAAUAGGAAGGUAAUCUCAGCUCCUGGACCACCUUCAUCAAGUCAAGUAGUGCGGCCUUCUUCAGAGAUUCAGUCGCAAACUGUUGGUCCCAGAGCUGAUGUGCAAAAGAUCUCUGCUCCAAAACAAUCUGCGACAACAACAACUAUAUCAAGGCCGUCUAGUGCUCCAAUAAUCCCUGCGAUGCAACCGGCCCCUAUCAUCGCCUCCUCUUCGGUUCAGUCAACAUCAUCAUCCCUUCCUCGGUCGGUUAGCUCAGCUGGUCGUCUAGGUCCCGACUCUUCGGUACACAACCAACAGACUUACAUUCCUCAGUCCUAUAAACACGCCAUAGUCGGUAACUCUCCUGGUUCAACAUCUAGUUUCAUCCACCACACAAGCUCUCACGGAGUUGUCCCAACCACAUUGCCAUCAUCAUCUUACUCACAAACACCGACAUUAUCUCAUCAGUCAAGCUUCCCUUUCAGUCAAGAUGCGUUUAUGUGGGCAGGAAGGAGUUCAAAUUCUGUAAACAUGGGCAUGAACAGCCCUUACACGCCAGCCGUGACUAGCAACAGAUCUAUAAGCCACAUCGAUGUCGAGAUUGCGCGACAACAACAACCACAAAGCUUGAUGACCGACGAGUUCCCUCACCUCGACAUCAUCAACGACCUGCUCGAAGACGAAAGCUGCAGCAACAUGGCGUUUAACGGAAACAUAUACAAUUCACAACCGCAGCUUUUCAACAGCCAAUACGCUUACCGUGGUGGUGCGGAUUUAGGCAUGUCAGGUGAGUUUAUGUCUAGUGGCAGGUCCAGAAGUUUCGGAGAAGAAGGAUUCCAUUACAUGCCGCGUGUCUCUGCAUCCGGAGCAUACGGUGGGGAUGGUUUGAUGCCGACGCAGUGGCAAAUGGGGAACGUGGACUUGUCUUUGCUAGCGAUGAGGAACAGUAACUUGGAAGAUACAACACCAACAUAUCAUCAUCACACGUAUUCGAGUUUUUCGCCUGGGAUUAAUGGAUACACUGAGUACAGACCUUCGUCUAAUGGCCACUGAUGGGUAGUCUCUGCCUCUUGUGAGGAAAUGAAGCAAAUGAAUUUGGGAUUUGUAAUGUUUUUUAUCUAAAAAAAAGAAAAAAAAAUUACGAUUACAGUUUGUGUAAAGAGAGUUUCUCUUCUCCACGUUUAAAUGAAUUUACUUUUUUUUUUUUUUU
Molecule: messenger RNA, 3602 nt
Organism: Brassica napus (rape)
Lineage: Eukaryota; Viridiplantae; Streptophyta; Magnoliopsida; Brassicales; Brassicaceae
Product: TNF receptor-associated factor homolog 1b
Exons: 13
Coding region: 263-3445 (1060 amino acids)
Molecular function (GO): protein binding
Source: RefSeq, a predicted model, not a curated record